Messenger RNA from Quercus lobata, 2678 nucleotides. RefSeq lists its product as uncharacterized. The transcript is spliced from 2 exons. Bases 1076 to 2563 code for a protein of 495 amino acids. Gene Ontology annotation, cellular component: cytosol. The record is from RefSeq and is a predicted model, not a curated record. Lineage: Eukaryota; Viridiplantae; Streptophyta; Magnoliopsida; Fagales; Fagaceae.
UCUCUCUCUCUCUCUCUCUCUUCUCUGCUCUGCCAUAUUGGAUUUUGUUUCUUGUUCAAUCCCUCCAUGUUUUUGUGCUGGGUAAUUUUUUUUUUUUUUGAUGAUGUUUGUGUAUGGGGCAUUGAAUUUGAGGGACUUUUGUUCUCAAAAUUUGUCUCUUGAAUUGUUGCUCACAAUGUGUUUGUUAGAAUGCUUGAGUGAAUGAGGAUUGUUGAAUUUGGACUUGGUGGGUGUAGACUGGAAAAUCAAAUUAUGAGUUUCCUUCUUGUUGAUUUUUAAAAAUUAUUCUUAUAGGCUGUUGUAGUGUGGAAAAUCAAAUUAUCUCUUCCCUUCCUGUUGAUUUGAACAUGCUUUCUUUUUGUCAUGAAAAGUUGGUUAUGUGGGUUGGUGUCCAUUUGUUUCAACUUUCAAGUUUUAUUCACAGAAAAAAUUGUGAUUUUCCAUACAAGCCAAACAUUGGAAAGUGUUUUUCAAAUGCAUUUUUAGGAAUAGAAUCAUACAUUGGAAAUCAAGUAGCUUUUACGCCGAAAUGAAUGGUGCCAGGUGGCUAAGUUUGCUUGCCGGUUCCCUGGUAGCUGAUUGAAGAGAAAUGGCAUGCCAUAUGGUCUCUUCAUUUGUGUUGUAUAGGGACCAAAUUAGGAAAUUACAAUUUUCAGCCCAGAAAUUCGAAUAUGUGCUAAGGACCAAAGUGUGUUUUUACUUUUUAGGCUAAAACUAUGUAAAAAUAAAAUUUUUGAAUACUAUUUAUUGUGAUCUCUCUGCACAUUAUCAACAAACACCUUUGAAGUGUAUGCGAGUCUUUGUGAAAACUUACUGACAUGUAUCCCAGAAGUUUUGCUGACUUUGUGUUUGUUUAUUCCAUAUGCUAUAAUUUUGCUGUACUACCUAUCAAAAAAACAUGUUAUAAUUUUUUUGUACCGUUUUGUGAACACCUUAUUAGAACUUGUUUAUUGAAGUGGUUUUCAUUGUUUGGCACCAAUUUCUGCAGGACAAAUCAUUUCAUUCGCCACUGAAAAUUUUAUUGUUUUAGUAGAUUUUGCAAAUCAAACUGAAAAGCUCUUAGUUGAAGUAAUUAAUGGGUGAUGCCUCAUUGGUGGAGUUGUCUAUUCCACAAGAUGUCCUCCAACCAUUGUUGAGUGCUUCAAACUCAUCUUCUUUGGAAGAAACCUUAGAAAAUCUUAUAGAAGCUUCAAGGACUGAUGUUGGCCGCUCGGGCCUUGCUUCCAAGAACAUCCUUCCCAUAGUUCUUCAGCUUAGUCAGAAUCUCCCUUACCCUUCUGGUCGUCACCUUCUCUUAUCAUCUUUGAAGCUCCUCAGAAAUCUGUGUGCCGGAGAAGUUGCAAAUCAAGAUGCUUUUGUUGAACAAAAUGGAGUUGGUGUUGUUUCAAAUAUUUUGAGUUCUGCUGGGCUCUUGUCUGAUCCAGAUUAUGGGACCAUUCGUAUGGGGUUGCAGGUUUUGGCCAAUGUUUCUUUAGCCGGAGAAGAACAUCAGCGUGCUAUUUGGCGUAAAUUUUUUCCAGAUGAGUUUGUUGCUCUUGCAAGAGUCCGUAGCCAGGAGACUUGUGAUCCACUGUGUAUGGUUAUUUAUGCUUGUUGUGAUGGAUGCCCUGGAUUGGAUGCAGAACUUUGUGGUGACCUUGGUUUGCCUAUUGUGGAGGAAAUUGUAAGGACUGCUUGUGUAGCUGGCUUUAGAGAGGAUUGGUUGAAGUUGAUCCUUUCCAAAAUCUGCUUAGAAGGACCUCACUUUCCUCCAUUGUUUUUGAAAUUAUGCCAUUUUGGUGCCUCUUCAAAUGGUGAAGACAUUGAAUUUAGAAAUGAUCUUUUUUCGUCCGAACAUGCGUUUCUUUUGAAGAUCGUAUCAGAGAUCUUGGAUGAGAGAUUAAAUGAUAUUACUGUUCCUAAUGAAUUCACAUCAUGUGUUUUUGGGAUAUUCAAGAGAUCUGUUGGAGUUACUAAUUCUGUUUUGCAAUGCAAGUCUGGUCUUCCAACAGGCUCGACUGCGAUCGAUGUUCUUGGAUAUUCGCUCAUCAUUUUGAGAGAUAUCUGUGCCGGCAAGAGGAGUCUGGGAAGCUCAAAGGAGGAUGAUUCAAUGGAUGCUGUUGAUAUGCUACUAUCUUCUGGACUAGUAGAAAUGCUUUUAUGCUUGCUUGGUGAGCUUGAGCCCCCAACCAUAAUAAGGAAAGGCCUCAAACAAGGUGAAAACCAAGACAGUUCAAGUUCUUAUUCAUUGAAGCCUUGUCCUUACAGAGGAUUUAGGAGAGACAUUGUUGCAGUCAUUGGAAAUUGUGCAUUCGGAAGGAAGCAAGUACAAGAUGAGAUUAGACAGAAGAAUGGGAUUCUUCUGCUUUUACAACAGUGUGUUACUGAUGAAGAUAAUCCAUUCUUGAGGGAAUGGGGCAUUUGGACUGUGAGAAAUAUAUUGGAAGGGAGUACAGAAAACCAACAUGCAGUAGCAGAGUUGGAGCUUCAAGGAUCUGUUGAGGUGCCUGAAUUAACUGGACUUGGUCUUCGAGUGGAGGUGGAUCCAAAAACUCGACGUACAAAGCUUGUAAAUAUCUCAUGAAAAAGUUCCAAGCUGCAAAAAGAGCUUGGCUUGGCUGGAGUUGAUAACUGUGUAGGAUGAAAUUUCAUGCUCAUGCAUGAUAUGAAUUUGGUGUCAGGUUUUCAUUUACUAGUUA